Ochlerotatus camptorhynchus is the source of this 851-nucleotide messenger RNA. Its product is annotated as protein quick-to-court-like. NCBI's taxonomy places the organism in Eukaryota, Metazoa, Arthropoda, Insecta, Diptera, Culicidae. The record is from RefSeq and is a predicted model, not a curated record.
AUGGCGUUCGGGUCCACAGAAAUAGAACGCGACCAUCCGUACGUGGCCCGCAAUGACACCACGUUCAGUGGCCGUAAGAUAAAAUACGUAGUACUACAGACGGGUGAGGACUACCUUACCCCAACCCAGCGGGCUUAGCGCCAGAUCAGACGACUGAAGGAGCUGCUCUCGCAAGCUCGCAUAGACCUGGAGCAGCGUGAUACUGAAAUUCUAAGACUUACUAAAGAGGUUGUUGAGCUGCGGCUCUUCAAGGCAUCGCUCAGUUCCCCGGAGGAACGUUCAAAUUCCAGUGACGCCGUAACGGUGCGGGAGAACACCACCAACGAUGCAAACACGCCCAGCUCUCAGGGUAUUUAACCGAUUGCGGAUCAAACGGACUAGUGUAGCAAAGCUAGUCCCCGGCAUCAUCUGCACAAUCAUGGCAUCCACCAGGUGCAGUUCAUGGACAAGAUGUCCACCUCGGAGAUGCAGAGCUCGUUUGCCGAUUCUAGACAUUUCAAGGACGUUACGACCUCGUCGAUCCAUUCCAAGGAUUCGUACGUACACACGCAGGAUUGUGCUUGCGGAAGCGACAAUUAAAUUGAUGCCGAGAAGCAGUGGCUUGUCGAGAUGUACAAAGCUCGCAUUGAGUAGCUAGUUAAACAGCAACAGGCAGAUGAACAGCAGUAUCGCAUGUCCAACAAUGCGUUAGGACGGAAUUGAAACUCGUAGAACGAAUUUAGAAUCAAGAAGCAUUAGAGUAGAGAACUACUUCGGCCUAAUCGCCCAUUUUGGGCCUAUCGAGCAGAAAACUUCAAAUAAAUCCAUGAUUUCAUAGUUAACAAAUCAAUUAUGCGUUAGGUACGAUACUU